Molecule: messenger RNA, 1020 nt
Organism: Selaginella moellendorffii
Lineage: Eukaryota; Viridiplantae; Streptophyta; Lycopodiopsida; Selaginellales; Selaginellaceae
Product: pentatricopeptide repeat-containing protein At4g02750-like
Exons: 1
Coding region: 1-1020 (339 amino acids)
Biological process (GO): RNA modification
Molecular function (GO): RNA binding; protein binding
Source: RefSeq, a predicted model, not a curated record
AUGAAAGAGUGGAAUUUGGUUUCCUGGAAUGCAAUGCUGAGUGCUUUCUUACACCACAACCUCACGGACGAGGCCAAGGUGGUGUUCGACGCGAUGCCGGAGAGGAACAUGAUCACCUGGAAUGCAAUCCUCUCUGCAUUUGCCCGAGACGGGGAUCUUGACGAGGCAAAGCUCGUGUUUGAUUCAAUGCCCGAAUGGGAUCUCUGCUCCUGGACGCCCAUGCUAGACGCGUAUGCGGAAGCCCAGCUUGUGCCGGAUGCUCGCGAUAUUUUCGACUGCAUGAAGGAGAGAAGCAUAGUUUCGUGGACCGCGAUGCUGUGUGCGUAUGCCCAAAACGGGCAUGUAGAGGAUGCACGGCAGGUGUUUGAUGCGAUGCCAGAGAGGGACGUGGUUUCCUACAAUGCAAUUCUCUCGGCGUACACACAGAGAGGGCAUAUGGACGAGGCGAGUCAAGUUUUCUUCGGCAUGGAGGAGCGCAGCAGCGUGUCGUGGAACUGCAUUGCUGGUGGCUAUGCCCAAGACGGGCAUAUUGACGCUGCCACUCGGGUGUUCCUCGCGAUGCCAGAACUGAGUGUCGUGUCGUGGACUGUGAUGCUCUGUGCUUACGCUCACACCGGCCAAUGGACCGACGCUCUGGAGCUCUUCAGCAGCAUGAAGAUGACCACCAUGCCCGACGACGUUGCCUUUGUGUGCGUGCUCUUGGCGUGCAACCACGCCGGGAGCGUCCGCUCGGGCUGCUCCCACUUCUUCUCCAUGGCUCCCGACUACAAUGUGGCACCCCGAAAGCAGCACUACUCGCUCAUGCUCGAUCUCUUGAGCCGCGGGGGGUACUUGGACGACGCCGGGGAGCUCGUCACAAACAUGCCGUUUGCACCGGAUGCGCAGGACUGGACGAGCUUGCUAGGGAGUGGUAAAACUGGCAAGGAGGAACACGGUGCUCGAGCAGCCCGAGGAGUUUUGGAGCUGGAUCCCCACAAAGAUGGAACUUAUGUGCUGCUGGCCAACUAUUUGCAGCACUAA